Molecule: messenger RNA, 3380 nt
Organism: Paramuricea clavata
Lineage: Eukaryota; Metazoa; Cnidaria; Anthozoa; Malacalcyonacea; Plexauridae
Source: the annotation of a GenBank genome assembly
AUGGCGCUAUGUAUGUUUUCUCACGAUAGUGACUACGCCAUUUUAAUCCUUGUCAUUGGUUAUGCAGACUUGCUGGUCGUGUCCUACUGUUUUAUGGCUAUAAAGGUUUCGUUGAAGAAAUUCAUGGAAAGACAAGCUCGUUUUGUAGCCAGGAGAGGAGCAAUAGUUGAUCUACAAGAACGAGGGGUUACAUUAACAAAAACAGCAUCCCAUUCUUUCAUGCAAAGCCAGCGAAUGAUUAAGGUAACAGCCAUGGUCAGUGGUCUCUUCUAUUUCAGUUGGUUACCAUUGAUGGUAAGUCGCUAUUUUGGAAUCAAGAUUGUUGUUGUUCGACGUUCAUUACUACAUUUAAUCCCUUUAAUGACUUAAACAGUAUGUCAUGUUGCACAUUAUUAGAAUACAAAUGUUUCCAUUUAACAAACGAAACAAAGUUUCUUUAUUCAAUGCAGUAAGUAAGUAAAAACUUUAUUUUAUGAGGGAAACGUAUUGACCAUGAUAGUUAUGAUACGGCCCUCACAAUGUUACACAAUAUUGAUGGUCGGUCAAUAUUUUGAAAUGUCUGGCCAUGUGAGCGUAGUUUAAAAGACGUUUUUUCAGAGUUUGAUGACGUGAGAUAAAAAUAAUUUAUAAAGUAUUAAACUGGUUAUAGUUAGUUGUUUCCCCACAUACACAUGAUCCUGUAGUCAAAAACCUCUAUCAACGAAAUUUCAUUAACUGUAAAUAUAUCACAGCUGGUUUUCAUGCGUUAAUGAAUACCUCGGACACUUCAAGACAUAUUAUAGACAGACGCUAUGCUACUAAAAUAACAGUUAAUAUCAGAAAAGCAAACACUAACGUCAAUUAUGAUUAAAUUAUGCUUGUCCUAGGAAUUCAUUACUGCCUGCAGAUUGCAGAGGUAUUAUUGAUUCAGCAAACUGCCCUUGAUCUUCCACACUGCACUUACGUAUGAUUCACUUUAUAGGUCGCCAUAACUCGAGCCCAGGUCACUCGCGAACCUAGUGACCUACUCACUCUAAUAUCGUCGCUACAGCCUCUGGCCAGUCCCCUUGCAAACCCUCUCAUAUAUUUCUUUACCUGGGAAAGAUAUAAGAAGAGUUAUAUUAGAAUUUUGAAAAGAUUAAUCAGCUGUUUGGCAAACGAUGGCGCUAUAUUUAAUAAAGGUAUGUACUUUUUGUGGAAAACACCCACAGAUCUGGGUACAAGGUUGGAAAACGUCAGGUCUAUUUAUUUGUCUGGAGCAUGCCCAUUCGCUAUGCCCAGCCCUAACCUGCGAACGGGCAUGCUCUGGGCACAGAAUACUAUACAGAAGUACAUCUCCAUUGUUUUUUGCGUAAGCGCUAUUCGUCAUGAUUCGUCACUCAGCAAGUACCGUAAACAGAAGCAGUCACCCCCCUGGACGUGUGCCAUUUUGAAUAUUUCCAGGGGGUUACUGCUUCUGUUUACGGUACUUGCUGAGUGACGAAUCAUGACGAAUAGCGCUUACGCAAAAAACAAUGGAGAUGGACUUCUGUAUACAGUAGUAUUCUGAGCUCUGGGUACGAGAUUGAUUUGAUUCGUUAUCUUCAAAAGUAUUUUGACAAUUAUCUGUUUUGGUGGAGGAAAUUAAUUUCGUGUAAAUAUUUUAUCUUUUAGGUUCAAACUCGGCUAUUGUUCGUUCUUCUGCCGGUCAAUUAAAUGCAACAGAAAGCGAGGGUAAUAAAAGCGCCAAGAAGCAAACUCACAAAGCAGCCAAUAUUGUUGCUGAAACAUCUCCGGGGCAGUUCAAUAAUCGAUUAAUCAACGAUGAUGAUGAAGUACCGAUGGUGGGAGGCAAACAAAGUUUCUCGUACGACAGCUCGAUGUCUUCUCGACGUCCUACGAGUCAAUAUCCUGAAGCAAAACGUCGUUCUACCUUCAGUAUGCUUUCAGAAGGAAUCACUGUGGGAAAAGAAUUCCUUGCAGAGAAAAACAUGCAACGUGAAGGACACACAAGACACAAGGUAAUGAAUGAAAGCGCGAGCUCGACACUUCCUGCCAGAGAGCCUAUAUAGUUGCAACUGCUCCUGGUUAGAUCCAAAACAAAUAUGUAUAAAAUUCACACUCGACAUUUCCAUACGAGUAAUUUGAAUAUAACAAUAUGAAAUUGGUCGAAGACCCGUACUCAGGAAAUAAAAUAACAACAUAAAACGCUCACUGAGUUUCCAGCGAUAUACAUACCCUUUUCUAGAUAUAUACCUAAUAAUAACAAACGAACGAACGACUAUAUUCCUUCCACUCGUGAGCUCAUUUACCAUUGUCACAUAUAGUAAAUGACAUUUACUAUAUGUGACAAUCGUAAAUGAGCUCACGAGUGGAAGGAAUACAGUCGUUCGCCGUUCGUUUAUUAUUAUUAGGUAUAUAUCUAGAAAAGGGUAUGUAUAUCGCUGGAAACUCAGUGAGCGUUUUAUGUUGUUAAUUUGAAUAUAGAUAACUUAAAUAGAAUCAAAGAAUUAUUAUUUCUUUAACAGAUCGAAGAUGAAAUGAGAAACACUGAAGACGUCUCACACAAUGUGAUAGAUGAAUCUCAGUACAAAAAUUCGUUCAGUAUUGGGAAAUUGGAUAAAAAUUCUCGUAAAGUUAGCAAAUCUUGGUCAUCACAAAAAUCGUCGUCUAAAAACCACCAGAAGACGAUGGAGGAAUGUUUCAAGGUGAACUACGGUGAGAACAUGGUCGAUAAUGACGAAGUUUCUGUGAGUAGUCAAUUGGAACAUUAUGUGCCAGACAGCUCAGUUAGGAAAAACGAAAUCACCGAACGCCCGCAGAAUUUAGCCGAUAAAUGUGUCAUUACACAGCGUAUAAACCAAUAUCUUACUAAUGUCAUCAACGAGGGGGAGCUUCAAAAGUCCCAGAAAGGGCGCAAAACUUCUGGGAAACACCAGGAGUACACGAAGAAGCGAAACGGCUCAACUUCUCGGAAACUUUAUGAAUAUUCUACUAGCAAACAUCAACAUAGAAGAAAUUUUAGGCAAAAAAGACCUACACAGUUACAUUCCAGGAAGAGACGUAAAUGUUCUCGAAAAAAUUAUUGGGAAGAAUUUGAAGAUUUUCGGAGAAAGUUAGAUGAUGACGUUAGAAAAUGUAACAAAUCAGAUGAAAUACACAAAGAAACUGAGAACGAUCAUUUCCAUGAAACGUUUGACAGGCGUGACAUGUGUGAUAACGGUGAAACUUCACAUCCAUUUAUUCUCAGAAUUCUCCCCAAAUCCCACGAAUACAGUCGUCAUGGUAACAAAAGUCCAGAAAUUCCUCACCGAGGUUAUCUAAAUAAUUCUAAGAAAAGAAAUGAUGUCAGGAAACGCUUGGAACUGAACAGAGUUUCUAAAUCGAAAAAUACAGAAGCAUCUAUCUGGAGCUACUUGUAG